AUGCGGUUGGUGACAAUCGUUGCGAUGGCGAUCACGGUUGCGUUGUCGAUGUUGGUGCAUUGCUACGAAGGCGCCAACCUUCGGGGUUUCGCCCUUCCUGAGGAGGACGAGGAGUUCAGGCACAGGCCUUUGUACCGAGACUACAGUUUGAUCAGAAGAGCAGCUCGUGCUGAUGACGCCUUCGAUGAUUACGGCCAUCUUCGAUUCGGUCGUUCUGACGACUGA
Messenger RNA from Spodoptera exigua (beet armyworm), 225 nucleotides. NCBI's taxonomy places the organism in Eukaryota, Metazoa, Arthropoda, Insecta, Lepidoptera, Noctuidae. The record is from the annotation of a GenBank genome assembly.